Molecule: messenger RNA, 1356 nt
Organism: Aspergillus novofumigatus IBT 16806
Lineage: Eukaryota; Fungi; Ascomycota; Eurotiomycetes; Eurotiales; Aspergillaceae
Product: putative oxidoreductase
Exons: 2
Coding region: 241-1254 (337 amino acids)
Source: RefSeq, a predicted model, not a curated record
UUUGUCAGGAGCUUGGUGUCAUUGCAACGCUGUUGUGACUCGUGAGGGGGAAAUGCUGGUGAUCUAAGAUGUUGAUGGUGGUGGUGGCGGGAGAUCGGCCACUAUCUGACUUCUGACGCAGCUCCGGCCGCUGUUUUUAGUGUUUCAGCGGGAUUGCAUUCCUGAACCUGUUCACUCUUUCACUCAUUCAUUUUUGUUGGUUUUUAUUUUCCAUUCGCUCAUUUAUUACUGGGUUACACAAUGCCUAUCCCCAUUAUUGUUCAGGGGAUUCGGGAGGGUAUAGAUUCGAUUCCAUAUGCCUACACAGUUCUCAAGAUCGCGCCAUGGGUGCUACUCGUCGCCGCCCUCAAGUACUAUUUUGGGGGAGCUCGGAAUGGCUCAGAGCGGGUGAUGCACUCGAAAAUUGUCAUGAUUACUACAAAGGAUGGCUUGAAUGAGGAGUGGCAGGUCAAUUACCUGGGUAACUUCCACCUGCUUAGCAUUCUGAGUCCCGCGCUCAAGGCGCAGCCCGCUCACCGAGACGUGCGGGUCAUUUUCACCACAUGCUCGAGCUACAUUGGCGCGAAACUCGACAUGAAGCAAUUAGAGGCAGCGUCCAGCGGUUCUAAGCCGGCAGGGCGAACAGCGGCCAAGAAGAACGGAAAGACACAGAAGAAGGCAUCCGCGGAGAAGGAACCCAGCCUAUUCGGCCUGAGCAAACUCGCUCUGAUGAUUUUCGCAACCACCUUUCAGAAACACCUCAACGCAUAUCAACGUCCGGACAAACAGCCGAACGGUACCCGCGUUAUCGUCGUUGACCCGGGCCUCAGUCGAACUCCGGGAACCCGUCGCUGGCUGACGGGUGGCUCGCUCUGGGGUCUGCUUAUCUACCUUCUCACCUGGCCACUGUGGUGGCUUGUCCUCAAGUCUCCUCAGCAAGGUGCGCAGAGCAUCUUAUAUGCCGCCAUGGAGGCACGGUAUGGCCGUGGCGCCGGCGGGUGGAUGGUGAAGGAAUGUCGGGAGGUUGAUUUCUCCCGAAACGAUAUCAAGGAUGAGGAGCUCGCGAAGAAACUUUGGGAAUUCAGCGAAAAGCAAAUUGAAGCGAAGGAGAAGGAGGGUGCACUCAAGCGUGCCCAGACUAAGCCGAAGGAGAAGGUCACUGACAAGGACAAGAGCGCAAAGCAGGAAAAUACAAAGGGCUCAUCAACGUCGGGAGCUGGCGCCGCAAAGGAGCAGACCUCUGGGUCCAGAAGGAGCCGUAAAGCAGAUCAAUAGAUUAUGUUGAAACCCCUCAGUUAGAGCAACGUGUAUAGAAUUACCUUGCAAUUCUGGUUUUUGCAUGUGUACAGGAGUAGAAGAAAAGAAAGAUUAAGGCAA